Messenger RNA from Trichoplusia ni (cabbage looper), 1282 nucleotides. It is a transcript of the gene slx1, whose product is annotated as structure-specific endonuclease subunit SLX1 homolog. The record is from RefSeq and is a predicted model, not a curated record. Lineage: Eukaryota; Metazoa; Arthropoda; Insecta; Lepidoptera; Noctuidae. The transcript is spliced from 4 exons. Gene Ontology annotation, biological process: double-strand break repair via homologous recombination. Gene Ontology annotation, molecular function: 5'-flap endonuclease activity; crossover junction DNA endonuclease activity. The coding region runs from base 362 to 1222 and encodes 286 amino acids. Gene Ontology annotation, cellular component: Slx1-Slx4 complex.
UAAAUAUCAUAUACUUUACAUAAUACCUAAACUAGUUUUAUACAUUUUAACAUAGGUAUAUAGAAUAUCAAAGAGCUAGCAUAAUAAUAUUAAAGUUUAAGAUUUGCUAAAAAUAUUAUAACAUAGUUUUCGUUCGUUACUUUUAACAUCGUCAUGCCGCAACAUAAACGCAAUCGGCUCAGCUGUUUGGGAACUGUCAAAGUAAAAUCACAACAAAUCAUGUUCCGGCAAAGUUUCAUUUGAUCCAAAUAAUAAAUAGAAUCAAAUAUGAGGGAGCAUUUCAUUUAAUAAUUGAUGACUUUAUUUAAUUAAUAUGAAUCUAUUUAGACUAAGAAUAAGUUAAGUUCAAUAAAGCUACAAAAUGUCUGAUAUUGUGCCAGAAAUUGUUGAGGAUUUUUUCGGCGUUUAUUUAUUAUAUUGUAUUAACCCUAGAUAUAAAGGGCGUACAUAUAUAGGGUAUACUAGAGACCCAAACAGACGGAUUAUGCAGCACAACCGUGGCACCUGGGCUGGCGGCGCCCAUAGGACCAACAACAAGGGGCCUUGGAAAAUGGUGAUGAUUGUGCAUGGAUUCCCAAAUAAUAUAUCUGCAUUAAGAUUUGAAUGGGCCUGGCAGAAUCCAACAAAGACAAUUAGACUUCAGCAUUUAAAUUUAAAGAAGGUACCAAGAAAGGAGUCUGAAUUUAAGUUUAAACUAAGAGUUUUAAGUGAGAUGCUCCGUGUGGGGCCCUGGUUCAGACUGCCUUUGAUCAUAAGGUGGCUAGAAACUGAAUAUAUCGAAGAAUUUCCUCCUGAAAGAAAACCACCAGACCACAUGACUAUAGUUCAAGGACCUGUAAAGAGCAGAAAUCUAAAACGGAAGCUUUUAAAUACAACAUUUACAGAAGAAUGCCUAUUAUGUUCAAACUACAUCAAUAUUGGCCAAGCAAAGACCACCUGUUUGAAUCCCAGUUGUGAACUUUUGGCACACAUAACUUGCUUGGCCGACCUAUUCUUGGUACCAGGGGAAUAUGUGCCAAUAGAAGGUAAUUGUCCGUUUUGCUCCACAAAGUUAAAAUGGGGAGAUAUAAUAAGGAAAAUGAAGGGUUGUGCUCAGCCCGGAGAAGAAGUUAUUGGAGAAGAAUGUGCUGAGGAAGAAUGUCUUGAAGAAGAAUGUAUAACUGAAGAAGAUAAGGCUGAUGAAUAUCCGUCAUGGUUUCUUGAUUGUAAUGAUGAUUUGUGACAAAUAAUAUCGUUUUCAUAUAUUUGUUGAUUUUUAUACAGAACGUUAGAACUGGUAAAA